Malus domestica (apple) is the source of this 1200-nucleotide messenger RNA. RefSeq lists its product as uncharacterized. The record is from RefSeq and is a predicted model, not a curated record. NCBI's taxonomy places the organism in Eukaryota, Viridiplantae, Streptophyta, Magnoliopsida, Rosales, Rosaceae.
ACAAACAGAUUAAAGAAGCACGACGUCGUUCCAAUUUUUGUUUUGGACGACAGCAGGCAGAGUUCCACGGUCGAGAUGUGGGUCCAGCCCCUUCCAGUGGUCUUGACGGUGAAGCCAUGGAGCUCUCCUCACGGCGGCAGCCGCACAACCGCCUCUCUUGUUUCCCAGAAUCCCAAUAUUCCAUCUGCAUCGACGCAGCAACUGCCGAUACUCCCAAAACCCACUUUCAAUUCAAGGACUCCAUCCUCCCAAGUCCCAAACGCAACCGCUGCUAUCUUCUUCUUCCUCCUCCUCUGCUAUUACUCCGUCCGCACAAACCGUCAAGCUCAGCGAAUUCGAUCCACCGCCGAGUUGGGCCUUCUCUCUCUCCUCUUCGUCCUCUCCACGGAUUCUGCGGCGGUUUUCUCCGUCGCUAUACUUUGCAUUCUAACAAUAAACGCUAUGAGAAGAUUGGCAGCUUCAGUGGACAAACUAUCCAAUGUGGUGUCCCGGGAGGUGCCCGGAAUGCUUUCUUCUCUCAAACUCUCCGGCGUUGAGAUCAACAACUUGGCCAAGCAGCUUGCCGCUCUCAGUUGCUGAUGAAGACUUGAGAGGAUUACCUGAAUGGUCCUACCGACAUUGACCGGGCAGGCUUCAGCAAAGAUAUGGUCGUCGAGCUGGGCGGGCUUCAAAUGGCUGAUGCUGAGGUGAAUCCCGGCCACCCUUUGGAAACCAGAGGCCAGGCGAGCUCCCAUGCUAGCCAGGGCCUCAGAGAUGAGCGCUGAUAUCCCUCCAUGUAGCACCUUGAAUGGCUGGUCUCAGCAGGAAAGAAUGGUAAGUAGUUAGUCAUAUAUGUUUUGUUUUGCUUCUGUAAUUAACAUCUUUCAGAAAUUUGAGCAGGAAAAGAUUCAUGAUAUGAAAAGAGAAAGAAGAUGAUGACCUGGACGCAGUUUUCGGUGACAUGGAGGCGACCAGAGACCUUGUUGAGGGUUAUCUCUUCAAGCUCGAACCCGAGCGCACCUAGUGGAGCAUCCAGAGUCGACGUCGUCGAUGGCGGCAAUAACGACGGCGCUGACGGCUGAGAUUGGGACUGAGAAGCCAUAUCUGUAGCAAACAUGACUGCGAAUAUAUUUAACUGACAUAUAUAUAUACUGGAUUUGGUUUGUGUAUUGUUUUUAGACGAUGAAACCAUAGCAAUCCAAAUUGCCCUUCGAUUAUUUA